Messenger RNA from Cuscuta campestris, 1748 nucleotides. The record is from the annotation of a GenBank genome assembly. NCBI's taxonomy places the organism in Eukaryota, Viridiplantae, Streptophyta, Magnoliopsida, Solanales, Convolvulaceae.
AUUCUGAAUGGAAUGUACAAUGGCAGUGUGACGUGAAACCCAAUUUUACUCGUAUAGUCUUAUUACAUCAAUGGUAUUUAAACUUCUACUUCAUUUUGAACUUAGUUGAAACAUUCAGCAACAGGUCAGGAUGGCCGAGUGGUCUAAGGCGCCAGACUCAAGUUCUGGUUCUCGUGAGAGAGCAAACUCUUAUCGUCUUCUCCGCAUCCCAAUGGCGGCUGGUGCUGCUCGCUCCGUUCUGGCCGCUCUCACUCGAAAUGCUCGAGUCGGAGAGAGAGGGAUCUUCAGAUCCUUCUCGUCUACAACUACCAUCGAAAUCAUCUGCGACGAUUCUCCGGACCGGGCGGUUGCGGAGAAGGAUUUAGACGGCGGAGGAGGAGAUGAGGAGGAAGAAGAAGGAGUCGACGAUUUGAAAGCUAGAAUCUUUAGGCUGAGACUGCCCAAAAGAAGCGCCACGCACGUCAUUCAGAGAUGGCUGGGCGAAGGGAGAUGUGUCACCGCCUCCGACCUCCGCCACAUCUCCAGAGAUCUCCGCCAGUCCCGCCGUUACAAGCAUGCCCUCGAGAUAUCAGAGUGGAUGGUCUCUAACAAUGAUAAUGAGAUAUUAGACACUGACUAUGCAAUUCGCAUUGACUUGAUUGCCAAAGUUUUUGGUAUCGAUGCAGCAGAGAGAUACUUCGAAGCUCUUCCACAAACUGCGAAAACCACAGAAACAUACACUGCCCUCCUCCACGCAUUUGCAAGCUCAAAACUAACCGAUAAGGCCGAGGAACUCCAUGAGAGAAUGAAGAAAGAAAACAUUUCACUCAGUACCCUCACUUACAAUGAGCUACUGACUCUUUACAUGUCUGUUGGGCAGCUAGAGAAGAUACCUCUGCUCAUCCAAGAGCUGAAAUCCCUAAAUGUUUUGCCGGAUAUAUUUACUUACAAUUUGUGGAUCAGUUCAUGUGCCGCGUCUCUCAAGAUUGACGAAGUUAGACAGAUUCUUGAUGAAAUGAACUUGGACCACGGAUCUAAUGAGUGUUGGCAGAGAUAUGCAGAUCUUGUGAACAUAUAUAUCUCAACGGGCCACCUUUUGAACUCGGAAGCCAACUCUCUGGUUGAGACCGAGAAGGGUAUUACACAAAGGGAGUGGAUAACUUACGAUUUCUUGAUCAUUCUAUAUGGGGGGCUUGGGGAUAAAAAACAACUUGACCAGGUUUGGAAAUCUUUGACGAUGACGAAACAGAAAAUGAUAAGUAGAAACUACUUGUGCAUCAUUUCAUCAUAUCUGAUGCUUGGGCACAUUAGAGAGGUGAGGGAAAUUGUGGGUCAAUGGAAGAAGUCAUGUGGCUUGGAACUUGAUAGGUCAAGCUGCAAUAGACUGGUAGAUGCAUAUUCAAAUAUUGGGCUGGAUGAGAAAGCUGAGAAUUUUCGUAACAUUAUUCUCGAGAAGUUCCCCGACAACUUGUAGCCGAAGCAUUCCUCCCCCGACCCUAGUUUUGAUUGAGCUUACCGGUAUGGUUUGGUUUUUCACGCUCGAUUUCCGUGUCUUAUAAUGACAUAACUUAGGGGGUGUUUGGCUCAUCAAAUGUAACAUUCAUUUCCUAGGUUUUAUGUAAACAAGUGAUGUAUCAGAACCUUGUUUGGUUCAUGUAAUUUUGUUCUCUUGGUACCGUAAUACUCCCUCCGUCCCUAAAAGAACUUGCGUAAAUUUUCAUCGUACAAUUUCACUAGUUUCUAAAGUGAAAUAAGUGGAAGUGUGAUUU